AUGGCGCCCGCUGUCGGUAUCGAUCUGGGCACGACCUACUCCUGUGUCGGUGUCUUCCGUGAUGACAGAAUCGAGAUCAUUGCAAAUGACCAGGGUAACCGCACAACCCCCUCGUUCGUGGCCUUCACGGACACCGAGCGUCUCAUUGGAGAUGCCGCCAAGAACCAGGUCGCCAUGAACCCUCAGAACACCGUCUUCGACGCCAAGCGAUUGAUCGGCCGCAAGUUCUCUGACUCUGAGGUGCAAGCGGAUAUGAAGCACUUCCCCUUCAAGGUCAUCGAGCGUGGCGGCAAGCCCGUCAUCGAGGUCGAGUUCAAGGGCGAGAACAAGCAGUUCACUCCCGAGGAGAUUUCCUCCAUGGUCCUGACCAAGAUGAGAGAGACUGCUGAGGCCUACCUGGGUGGUACUGUCAAUAACGCUGUCGUUACUGUCCCCGCCUACUUCAACGACUCUCAGCGUCAGGCUACCAAGGAUGCUGGUCUCAUCGCCGGCCUGAACGUCCUCCGUAUCAUCAACGAGCCCACUGCUGCGGCCAUUGCCUACGGUCUCGACAAGAAGGUCGAGGGUGAGCGCAACGUCCUCAUCUUCGAUCUUGGUGGUGGUACUUUCGAUGUUUCUCUCCUGACUAUCGAGGAGGGUAUCUUCGAGGUCAAGUCUACCGCCGGAGACACUCACUUGGGUGGUGAGGACUUCGACAAUCGUCUUGUUAACCAUUUCGUAAACGAAUUCAAGAGAAAGCAUAAGAAAGAUCUUUCUAGCAAUGCUCGUGCUCUGCGUCGUCUUCGCACUGCUUGCGAGCGUGCCAAGCGUACUCUGUCUUCGUCUGCCCAGACCUCCAUCGAGAUCGACUCUCUCUUCGAGGGUAUUGACUUCUACACCUCCAUCACCCGUGCUCGUUUCGAGGAGCUCUGCCAGGAUCUCUUCCGAUCCACUCUGCAGCCCGUCGACCGCGUCCUCACCGAUGCUAAGAUCGACAAGUCUCAGGUCCACGAGAUCGUUCUCGUCGGUGGCUCUACCCGUAUCCCCCGCAUCCAGAAGCUCAUUACCGACUACUUCAACGGCAAGGAGCCCAACAAGUCCAUCAACCCCGAUGAGGCUGUUGCCUACGGUGCUGCUGUCCAGGCUGCUAUCCUGUCUGGCGACACCAGCUCCAAGUCCACCAACGAGAUCCUGCUGCUCGAUGUGGCUCCUCUCUCCAUCGGUAUCGAGACUGCUGGCGGUAUGAUGACCAAGCUCAUCCCCCGCAACACCACCAUUCCUACUAAGAAGUCCGAGGUGUUCUCCACCUUCUCCGACAACCAGCCUGGUGUGCUUAUCCAGGUCUACGAGGGUGAGCGUCAACGCACCAAGGACAACAACCUGCUCGGCAAGUUCGAGCUGACUGGCAUCCCGCCUGCUCCCCGUGGUGUCCCCCAGAUUGAGGUCACCUUCGAUGUUGAUGCCAACGGUAUCAUCAACGUCAGCGCCCUCGAGAAGGGUACUGGCAAGACCAACCAGAUCGUCAUCACCAAUGACAAGGGCCGUCUUUCCAAGGAGGACAUUGAGCGCAUGCUUGCUGAGGCCGAGAAGUUCAAGGAGGAGGAUGAGGCUGAGGGCCGCCGUGUUGCUGCCAAGAACGGCCUUGAGUCAUAUGCCUACUCUCUUCGCAACACUCUCAGCGACUCCAAGGUCGAUGAGAAGCUCGAUGCCUCCGACAAGGAGACUCUCAAGACUGAGAUCGACAAGAUUGUUGCCUGGCUCGAUGAGAACCAGCAGGCUACUCGUGAGGAGUACGAGGAGCACCAGAAGGAGCUUGAGGGUGUUGCCAACCCCAUCAUGAUGAAGUUCUACGGUGCUGGUGGCGCUGGCGGUAUGCCCGGUGGCAUGCCCGGCGGUGCUCCUGGUGGCUUCCCUGGCGCGGGUGGCCCCGGUGGUGCUGCUCCUCACGAUGACGGCCCCACCGUUGAGGAGGUCGACUAA
Messenger RNA from Phaeoacremonium minimum UCRPA7, 1959 nucleotides. RefSeq names its product putative hsp70-like protein. The transcript has 2 exons. NCBI's taxonomy places the organism in Eukaryota, Fungi, Ascomycota, Sordariomycetes, Togniniales, Togniniaceae. Gene Ontology annotation, cellular component: cytoplasm; nucleus; plasma membrane. The coding region runs from base 1 to 1959 and encodes 652 amino acids. Gene Ontology annotation, molecular function: ATP-dependent protein folding chaperone; ATP hydrolysis activity; ATP binding. Gene Ontology annotation, biological process: vesicle-mediated transport; cellular response to unfolded protein; protein refolding. The record is from RefSeq and is a predicted model, not a curated record.